Paramuricea clavata is the source of this 249-nucleotide messenger RNA. NCBI's taxonomy places the organism in Eukaryota, Metazoa, Cnidaria, Anthozoa, Malacalcyonacea, Plexauridae. The record is from the annotation of a GenBank genome assembly.
AUGGACAAGCGUAUAUCCCAUCCAGGAUGCACUACGGUCACCAUUCCUGUGACCGUCUGUCGAGGAAACUGCAAAUCUAGUUCCAGACCUCUGAUGGAUAAACCGUGGUUUACGACGUCCUGCGAGUGUUGUCGAAGAACCGACGAUGAAUUACGAACUGUGGAAUUGGUGUGUUCUGAUGGGGCAACCAUUGAGAAAACUGUCGCGUUUGUCCAAGAUUGUAAAUGCCAGUCUUGUAACAUUUCGUAA